AUGCUUCACAAGAUUCUCUCUAAGGUAGCAGCAAACCAUCUCUGGAACUUCGGUAAUGCAAGAGUUGCAUUACCCGCCUUCAAUCAUAUUGGCAGAGAAGAAUACUUCUACAAAUCUGCAGAUCUUAUUCAAUUCAAUGAUUGGAUUGAUGAGAUUAAUGUUGUCAGAGCAUACAUGCUUAAGUGCUACCAAGCCGGUGAGAGGGGAUUUUUGUUGGCCAAGUACAUUGAUGAUAUGCUCAACUUAGCAUUUAGUGUUGAUGAUAGAGGACUGGUUCACAACUUUCCUACUUUUUACAUUUUGGGACUUCUGCACUGA
Messenger RNA from Eruca vesicaria subsp. sativa (arugula), 318 nucleotides. The record is from the annotation of a GenBank genome assembly. NCBI's taxonomy places the organism in Eukaryota, Viridiplantae, Streptophyta, Magnoliopsida, Brassicales, Brassicaceae.